UAUUUUUAAAAAUUUGCACUAUAAAAAAAACGUUUUUUAACUCUCUUCCUUCUCUUUUCUUUCCACUUAUAUAACGAAUUGUCAACAAUACGGAUACAACGAUCUGUCUUCCACGUGAACACGCAUUAUCACAUCGCGAUAACCGGUUGAUUUCGAUCAUAAACGUGAUUAUAUCCGCCGUCGUCGUUCAUCAAUCUGAAAAAGUGACUAAUCCACACGCGUUAUCAAUUCCCAGCUAUCAUAACCAACUAUCCAUUAGGAGUGAUAUGAAUUUCAUUAAUGGAAAGUAAUAAACCACACACUAUAAUGUGUGUGUGUACUUAUCAAUCCCUGCGAUCUCUCACCGAUGCGCGCCCUAUGCGUAUUUAUACACGUUAUUUUCCGCGAGUUGAAUCACUACGUGGAAUUAGUCGAAUAACCGAGGUUUGCGAGAGAAGUGAUUUUGCGAGGAACUAUGCGAUGCGUUUUAACAAUUGCGAUUUUCCAACUCGCGAUUAUGAAUCGCUGCUACGCCGCGAGCGGAAUAAUCUGGCGCAAACGAGAACAAAAAUUUGUGCAGUUGUUCACAAUCCCGCAAUUUGCCGCUCUUCAAGAAGCGAGAAUGGCCGAGCGUCGAGCCCUCGAGUCCCUCGAUAUGAGAAAUGAAACAAUAAAAGCCGCGUAUUACGAGGAAAAGAACAUGGUGAUGUUCCACGACAAUGACACGACGAUCAACGGCAUUUGUGGCGAAUUGUGGUAUCUUCUCGCGGAUUAUCUCAAUUUCACAUUUAUUCCGAUAAAAACCACCGAUCGAGGGUUCGGCGGGAAGCUGGAAAAUGGUACUUAUUAUGGCAUGAUCAAUAUGGUGAUGCAAAAUAAAACAGAAGUCAUUUUGAGAACUGGAUUCUUUCAAGAUCGCAUGGAGUUUGUGGAUUACACGGUGCCUCUUUGGAAGAGCAGAUUUCACGUCUACAUUUUACCGCAGCAGCUCUUCGAUAACAAAUGGGUGUUUACAUUGUUCUCGCCGGAAACGUGGUACUUUAUAAUAUUUCUAGUCAUUGUUCUGAGUAGCGUCAGCUACUUUCUGCACAAACUGAAUCAGAAACGGAAUCAGAAACGCAAAAAGAAAGGCUCUGUAUAUUUCACUUUGAACGAUCAUUUUUUCUAUUCUUUUGCGACGAUAUGCGGGCAAGGUCACGUGCCUGACGCUUACCACAACAAAUUCAAGAUUUUGUCGUUGUCGAAGAGCAUAUUCGGGUGGCUGGUGUUGUUAUCUUUCAGCUCCCUUCUCAUACAUCGCAUGGCAAAUAGACAAACAAUUUUACCAUUCAAGGAUCUGGAUACUCUUUUCAACAAUACGAAAUACAUUCUGUUGGGUUAUCACGGCUCUUUCUUUCACACUUAUCUUAAAGAAAAGUAUCAUAACAAAGGCACUGACAAGAUUCUUCUUAAACGCGUACAAUUUAUAGACAUUGCGGAAGACUUGCAUAACACGAUCUGCAACGACAUGGAGAAGUACGCGAUGUUCGAGAUCGAGGAUCGAUUUAAGGCACUAAAUAGGCGCGGUUGUCCGCUCCAAUCCACAGGUAAUUACAACGAGACCUGGAUAACUUUCGCAAUCAAAAAGAACUUCCGCUACAAGAGAACAAUCGAUUCCGCACUCAUCAAGAUAAACGAGGUCGGAUUGUUAGACGCUUUGCGAGAUCGCUGGUUGGACACUCGAAUGCAGAAUAAGAACCCGGUCGAAUUUAAAAUGAUCGACUUACAUCAAGUUUACUUGAUCUUUCUGAUACUCUGUUACGGAACGAUAAUCUCAUUCGCGAUACUUGUAGCGGAAAAAAUAACGUAUCAUUACAAAAUGAAGAAUGUGCCACGUAAACGACGUAGACGAAAUAUGAGAAAUUUGACGAAUUUUUUGCGAUGAAAUAGAUAGCACGUGUAACAGCACAAGAGAGACCUACUUGCUCACGUUCCUUCUAUUUAUACGUUUCGCGUGAAGAAGAUAUUAAAUAUAUGAUAAAUAACGCACGAUAUGAUUUAUUGGCAAUUUAAUUCAAGAAAAUGAUAAAAACAAAAAUGUAAGCACACGAUAUUUAACAAACGUAAUUUAUUCGCUUUUAGUAAAUUAUCUUUGGUUUUUUUGUAUAAUGUAUUUUUAUCACCGCAUUUCUAAUAGCUACUUAUAUAUUAA
Messenger RNA from Pseudomyrmex gracilis, 2170 nucleotides. Its product is annotated as glutamate receptor 3.1-like. Lineage: Eukaryota; Metazoa; Arthropoda; Insecta; Hymenoptera; Formicidae. Bases 455 to 1903 code for a protein of 482 amino acids. Gene Ontology annotation, cellular component: membrane. The record is from RefSeq and is a predicted model, not a curated record. Gene Ontology annotation, molecular function: glutamate-gated receptor activity. The transcript is spliced from 7 exons.